Elaeis guineensis (African oil palm) is the source of this 1745-nucleotide messenger RNA. Lineage: Eukaryota; Viridiplantae; Streptophyta; Magnoliopsida; Arecales; Arecaceae. The record is from RefSeq and is a predicted model, not a curated record.
GGAUCACGAUCCACCAUCUUCGUAUUAAAAAAUUAUAGGGACCAGAAGACCCCAAAAGGUCGGUGCCAUACGUUGCCUUGCCCAGACUUCAUCUUUGGUGUUGGGGUGUUGGGGUCCAAGUCAAUAAUUGUAUGACUUAAAAAAUUAUAUUUGAACCUUUCAUGAUCUGUUCUCCUAACUGGCUGAGCAGUCUACAUUUGUUCGUCUAUAAAAGAGAAUUUUCUCUCAAAAAUAGUACAUACUGUGGAGAGAAAGAUCAAAAUUGUUUCCUCUUCUACUGCGCUGCUUAUCAUAGAUCUCUUUGGAUAAGCUUUUUGGGAGAAAGAUCAAGGUUGGAAUCAAAGUUGAUUCCUCUAUCACUGAGCUGCAUAUCAUAGAUCUCUUUAGAAUUUAAUAUGCGGGGCUCAUCUCCAAAAAAGAACUUUCUCUCAAAAGUAGUACUCAAAGUAUUAUAGGGAGAAAGAUCAGGUUGGAAUCAAAGUUGAUUCCUCUUCCGUUGAGCUGCAUAUCAUAGAUCUCUUUGGGGCUUAUCCACAAAAGAAAACUUUCUCUCAUAAGUAGUACUCAAAGUAUUGUAGGAAGAAAGAUCAGGGUUGGAAUCAAAGUUGAUUCCUCUUCCACUGAGCUGCCUAUCAUAGAUCUCUUUGAAUCAGCCAACUGGGAGAAGCAGAGUCCAUCGUCGUGACCAGUUUUCCAUCCUAAAAUGGCAGAGUCCAUAGUCGAAUCAGCGGCUCAGAAUAUUGGGAGGCUACUAGUUGAAGAAGGAAGAUUCUUGUAUGCAGUUGGCGAUAAGAUCAAGAAGCUUGAAGAAGAACUCGAAUGGAUGCAACUUUUCUUACAGGACGCAGAAGCAAAACAGCAUGAUCAAGCAGUGGUUCGCAAGUGGAUUUCCAAAAUCAAAGAUUUCGCUUAUGAAGCUGAGGAUAUCCUCGAAAACUACAUCCUCAAAAUCUCCUAUAAGAGGCAAGAUGGCUUUUGGAACGCGCUCAAAUGGUUCCCUCGCAUGUUGAGGGAUGCUAUAGCCCUCCAUCAGGUUGGCUCUGAUAUUGAUGAUUUAACACAAAAGAUAUCCUCACUCACUUCCAGGAUGACAACUUAUGGCCUGCACAUGAGAGAUGGAGGGAGCAGCUCAUCCCUUGCCAGGCAAAUGGAGUACAAUGCGGCGGGCUCUUCUUCCCAUGCUGAGGAAGAUGUCAUUGUUGGAUUGGGGAAUGACUCGGCGAAACUGGCGGACCAGCUAGUGCAUCCAGAGUACAAAAUCGUAGUCAUUACAGGGAUGGGUGGUUUGGGGAAGACCACUCUUGCAAGAAAGGUCUACCGUCACCCUACGGUUAGGCAACACUUCCAAGCUUUUUCUUGGGUUCAUGUAUCCCAACAAUUUCAAACUAACAGUGUUCUGAAAGAAAUUCUACUUGGCCUUACACCUCUGACUCAGAGGAAUGGUAUUGAGGCGCUAAGCGAGGCGGAGAUUCCGGAUAAGGUCUGUGAGAAGCUAAAAGAGAAGCCUUGUUUCGUAGUUCUCGAUGAUAUUUGGAACUUCGAAGACUGGAACCGGCUACAUCUUCCUUUUCUGAGGGAUGAUUGUUGCAGCAAGCUAUUGCUAACAACGCGUACGGAUUUCAUACUGCAAGAGCUGAAUCACCCAGGGAUAUCAUACCAUGAACCUACGAAACUAACAGAGGAACAGAGUUGGGAACUUUUGAGGAAGACGGCAAUUGACAGAAUGGAUGGUGCAGAAACCAGAG